CAAACAUGUUAUGAUUUAAGAAGAAAAAAAAAACAAGUUUAAAAUUCUAUUCAAGGAUUUGGAGGAUGUAAAAUUGAUCUUUGUAAAUAAAACCUAUAAUGUUGUGUAUAAAGAAAUUCAUAGUUUGUGUUAAAGAUGUGAAACUAUUUGAAAGGAGAUAACUGAUUAAUUUUUUUCAUGUUGGAAAAAAAAGACAUUUUUUUCCGUAUUUGAAUUACCUGUUCUUAUUCUGAAUGAGAUUUUGAUAGAGCCUGUGUUUAGUAAAGAAAGAUUUUUGAUGGUGGAUUGCUGUCUCAAACCUAUUAACCCUGCAUCUUCUGUUUUUAACUUGAGUAAACUGUGUGAGACCACUUUAUAAUGAAGUCAGAUAUAUAAGAUGUUACCAAUUUUUACGUUAACUGGGAUAUAGCAGUAAUUCUGAGUGUAACUGUAAAAAUGACUUCAGCUGCAGUGCUGCCACCUAUCCACCUCCAUAAUUUAGGGAGGUCCCAUACUAUGUAUGAGAGCAGUAACAGACAAACAGUAUUACAAUACGUUACUGGUGUACAUAUAUCCACACCAUCCAGCUACAAUAGAUCUUCCCGCAGUAGUUUAGGGGCUUCAUCAAGAAUUAACAGACCAAGAACAGCUGCUGCAGUUUUAACUAAUAAUGAAUGUGACCGAGUUUCCCAGGUAGAACAUGAACCAACGAGAAGACACAACUUAGAGAACCACAUGCCACUCAAAAGAGCAAGACCUCCGCCAUGGCAGAAAAACUUAGAUCCACCAAUGGUACCGUUUGUUUGUGGACCAGGAUAUAUCUUGUCCAGAAGUAAAACAAAGUUUGCCAUGACAAUCAAAGAUGAAUUCUUUGAACCUCAAGAAGAAGAAAGUGCCAGUCCAGGGCCCAGGAAGAAGCUUGACAAUGAAAGAGAUUCUUUGAUAUCACAGUUACAGCAACAAAUUUCUGAUCUAACAUUGUACUUAGAAGAGGAACGGCUGAACCAUAAACAGACAAAACAAAGGGCUGAAGAAUUUUUGAGGGACCAGAUUGAUGAAUUACACAAGCGACAUAGAGAACAAACAAGAGAUUUAGAGGAAGAUCAUGAAGACGAGAUGGAUAAACUAAGAAACCAACUGGAAGCUGAUAAAACUCAAAUGCAAACUGCCAAAGAUAAAGAUAUAGAAAAAAUGAGAAAAGAAAUAGAAUUUUUGCAGGGUUCAUUUGCCUCAUAUAAAACCACUGUCCAUCUUGACCAGGAUGAGAAAUGGAAAAAACGUGAACAUGACAUGACCAUGUUAAUGGAGGAAAAUAAACAGACAGCAAUGCAUGAACUAAGAACAAAGUUUAUACAAGAGAAAAAUUCUGAAAGAAUAACUGUACAGAAAGACCAUCAGAAAAAUAUAGACAAUCUACGCAAAGAUCAUAAAAAAGAACUUGAUGCACUAGUCAGACGAUUUUCUAAUGUUGCUGCUGAUCUUGAAAGGUUAAAGAGAACAACAGCAGAGUUGAAAGAAGUAAAAAGUGAAUUGGAAGAAGUUAAGAACAGUUAUAAUGAGACAUGUAAAUUAUUAGCAACAACAACUAGAGAUUUAGCUGAUACAAAAGUUAAACUAAUGUCUUUUGAAGAACAGUUUGAAGAAAAAGUUCAACAAGUCGAUGGCAAAUAUAAAGAUCAAAUCAAUAAUCUGAUGACUAAAAAUGUUGAGUUACGGAGAUUAUAUGUUAAGAAAUGUGGAGAAUUGUACGAUGAGAAAGUAUCAGCUGAUGAGGAGAGAGUUGUCCGAGUGUCGUCUGCUAAAGAAGUCAUGCAUAGCAUGUUAAAAUCUAAGCACAAAGCUGAUGUCAGUUUCACCCCCGGAGAAAUUCUGACGCCAGAAGAAAAAUCUAUAAAAACGUUAAAAUAUAGACGUUCUAGUGCACCAAUAACUCAGGAAGAAGCAGAACUUGCAUAUCAAGGGUCUGGGAAACUUGAAAAUUUUGUUGAUGAUGAGGACGAUUUUAUUCUUGCUGAUCCCAUAAUUCCAGAGUCAAGACAGGAAAUAGAAGAAAUGAGAAAGGAAUUGUUGGGAGAAAUUGAACAGACAGUAUUAGAUGAAAAUGAAGAAGACGACUUAUUUUAGCAAAGUUUUAAAUAUUUGUUUAUUGAAUAGAAUGAAGUUUUUUCUGUCAUGUUUAUAGGAGUCUCUUGAAGGGCUUUGUUUGUUAUUUGAAAAAAAUGUAAGCAAUUUAAUUACUUCAGAAUACAGCAUCUUUCUAUUAAAUCUAGAUUAGAUUUUUCAAAGAUAUGUUCCUAUGCCAAUGGAGUUUACAAAGAAUACAGCAACUGAGAAUUAGUUUUAUUUUUGUAAUCAUUGGCUUCCAACAGUCAAGCGAUUUUGGUAAAUGAUUUGCAAUUUGUGUUGUUUGACAUUGUUGGUUUGAGAAUUUUAUAAACUCUUGAACAAGUGGUUCAAAACUUUGUCUGUUUUUUAUGGCAUUUGGGAUAAAUCUUCAGAGUUUCUAGAUGAAAUAUUAUUCUUUACAAAUUAGGCAUAUUUCUCUCUAUUUAGAUAGGUUAUGCAUCAAAUGAUAUUUUCUUUAUGCCUAAUAUUUUUACAUUUGAAUUCGCUUAUAGUUCUGAUUUAUGUUGUUAAUGAGCAAAUUUCUAAAUAGUGUCUUUAGUUAAUAAUUCAAAAAAAGUGUACCUACAGUCAUGACAGCUGAUUUAGUGAGUCAUGAUAGUUGCCUUAGUAACUGUUGUGGCAGUUACUAGGAAAACAUUUUGUAACGUUUACAAGUAGAAUUCUAAUUUAACAUUCAUGUUCCAUUUUUUUUAUAGAUCUUAUUUAAGGCAUCAGUUUUACAUAGAAAUUUUUGCAUUAUGAAUUUAUUGUACUUCAACUGUGAUAAUUUUAGACAAUUUUAUUUUUAUAUGUCAUUUUAUGUCUAAAUAUAAAAAGAAUAUAAAACUUA
Molecule: messenger RNA, 2935 nt
Organism: Mytilus californianus (California mussel)
Lineage: Eukaryota; Metazoa; Mollusca; Bivalvia; Mytilida; Mytilidae
Product: repetitive organellar protein-like
Exons: 16
Coding region: 436-2103 (555 amino acids)
Cellular component (GO): cytoplasm
Source: RefSeq, a predicted model, not a curated record